AUGGUCGCUGCCCCAAGACAACUGAAUCAAGCCUCUGAGCAACGAGUUGGUCGCCGCUGGACUCAAUCAUUUCUCAAGUAUCCCAACCGCCUGGAAAUCGUCCAGCUCGAUGACACCAACGGCGAGAUCCGCUCCGACCCCAACCUCUGCUUCGAGCAUCCCUAUCUUCCUACCAAGAUUAUCUUCAUCCCUGACAAGGAGUACCAGAAGCCCGACCUCCUCGCCACUUCCAGUGACUGGGUUUGGAGGGUCGCCGACGAUGGAGCCCGUGUCGACAUGAAGAGCUUCCUCAACAACAACCGCAACAGCGAGUUCUCCGACCUCCUAACCUCCUUCGACUGGAACGAGGCCGAGCCCAAGCGCAUCAGCGCCUCCAGCGUCGACACCACCUGCACCAUCUGGGACAUCGACCGAGAGACCGUCGACACCCAGCUCAUCGCCCACGACAAGGUAGACGUCCUGGACAUCCACCUCCCCACGCUUCCAGUCGUGGAAUCGCAGCGGCACCAGGCCAGUGUCAACACCAUCGCCUUCUCGAAUAAGUUUCAGAUUCUGAGGGAACCUUUUCACCGCUGGUUUGCUGAGCUUGUUCCACAGUUUGAUCAUGUUUUGUCCUUUGAUGAUUCUCUUCGCCUUUGUCUUCCUCAAGGCAGCCCGCAAUGCUGA
Molecule: messenger RNA, 666 nt
Organism: Coffea eugenioides
Lineage: Eukaryota; Viridiplantae; Streptophyta; Magnoliopsida; Gentianales; Rubiaceae
Product: WD repeat-containing protein LWD1-like
Exons: 3
Coding region: 1-666 (221 amino acids)
Cellular component (GO): nucleus
Molecular function (GO): protein binding
Source: RefSeq, a predicted model, not a curated record